CUGACCGUGUUUUGCUACAGGAAACAAAUCAGAAAGAGGAAAAGAGAGUGAAAACACUGCAAGCGACGUGUUGUUGUCGCGGUUUUGACUACUCUUCCUUGUCAGUGGACGUCAAAUAAGCGUUGAUUCGACUGGAAUCCUGUUCCAAGGUAGAAACGAACACGGGGAAAGAGACUAAAGGUGUUUAUUUGUAUCUGGUUCAUGCUGCCUGGUUUUACGAGGUCUGCACUCUAUGCAGAAUGAACGUUGACUGGCCCGAUGUGCUUAUCGAUUUGCUAAAAUAAGGUGAGAUUUCUCAUUUUGAAACGACGGGUGCCUGUGGAAAAUUAUAGACAGAAUGUGCUUAUCGUAUGGGAGACUGAAAUGCAAAGAGACGUUUUGUGUAUUUAAAUGAUUUAUCGAAUUUGAACAAGCCCCCUGUAGUUAUUCAACUGGAUAAAGCCGUAUGAGUGGCUGAUUGUCCUUACUUAGGGGGAAACCGCGAACAAGAAUAAUUAGUCGCCCUCUUUACAUAAAACGGACUUAAAAACACAACAAACAGGCCCUUGUGGCUUAUUUCGAUUAAACGACGACAAUGCCCUUGUUGACGAUUCGGAUACUGGUGCUUGGAUUGUGUAUAUUACAACAUGGUGCUGUUGGACAAGGACAAUCUACUCCGGCAACAUGCUCGCCGCUUUGCCGCUGCGAUGAAGACGGAGGUGCGGAUUGCUCUGGAAGGGGACUGACUGCCGUCCCGAGCGGACUCAGCGCAUUUACUUAUUAUCUUGACCUCAGCAUGAACAACAUCACAGAACUGCCCGCAAAUGUCUUCAGAAAUCUGCCCUACCUUGAGGAACUGCGAUUAGCUGGUAAUGACCUCUCUUACAUCCACCCUGAGGCGCUGUCUGGCCUUCACCAGCUUAAAGUACUAAUGCUUCAGAAUAACCAGCUGAGGACUGUCCCCAGUGCUGCUCUCCGGAACCUCCAAGCUCUGCAGUCUCUACGGUUAGAUGCUAACCACAUCACGCUGGUACCCGACAACAGUUUUGAGGGUCUGCAGCAGCUGCGGCAUCUGUGGCUAGAUGACAAUAACCUGACCGAGGUGCCCAUCGUGCCUCUGCGUCACCAGGGCAACCUGCAGGCCCUGACGCUGGCGCUCAACCGCAUCACGCGCAUCCCCGAUAGCGCCUUCGCUAACCUCUCCAGCCUGGUCGUGCUACACCUACACAACAACAGGAUCCAGGAGAUGGGGAAGAACUGUUUUGCCGGCCUGGAGAAUCUAGAGACACUAGACCUCAACUUUAACAACUUGAAAACCUUCCCUGAAGCCAUUCAGAGUUUACCCAAGCUAAAAGAACUUGGAUUUCACAGCAAUAAUAUAGCUGAGAUUCCAGAAGGUGCUUUCCAUAGGAACCCAUUGCUUCGAACAAUUCACCUCUACGACAACCCCCUCUCCUUCGUGGGAAUCACUGCCUUUCAGAACUUGUCCGACUUACAUUCUCUGAUACUGCGAGGUGCCAGUAUGAUGAAAGACUUUCCGAGCCUCACUGGAACAGUCAACUUGGAGAGUCUGACCCUGACGGGCACUAAGAUCAGGAGCCUUCCCGCUGAGUUGUGCGAUGACCUGGGACUUCUACGCACUCUAGAUCUGUCCUAUAAUGAGAUAGAAGAGGUGCCAUCAUUUCAGGGCUGUGGGAGAUUACAGGACAUAAGCCUGCAGCACAACCAAAUUAAACAGAUAGAGAGAGACACUUUCCAGGGUCUGUCAGCUCUCCGGGUUCUGGAUCUCAGCAGAAAUCAGAUCAAAUUCAUCCACGAAGACGCUUUUCUGUCACUCAGUGGACUAACUAACAUGGAUUUAAGUCUUAACUCCCUGGUCAGUGUACCCACAGCUGGACUGAGUUCUCUGAACCAGCUGAAACUAAGUGGAAACCUCGAUAUGAAAAACACCCUGGUGGCCAAAAGUCUGCCCAAACUCAGGUCGAUCUCGGUGCCCUACGCUUACCAAUGCUGCGCUUUCACGGCCCGUGAUGGUCCGGGCAGCUCAGCGGGUGAGGAGGACAAGAGCAAAGCCACAGGUGAGGAUGAAGACAUGGACAGGAUGCCUCUCGUUGUCCACUGCUCUCCCUCUCCAGGAGCAUUCAAACCGUGUGACUACCUGCUGGGAAGCUGGAUGAUCAGGCUGACAGUGUGGUUUAUCUGCCUGGCUGCUCUCAUCUUUAACUCCCUGGUCCUGGCAGCGACCUUCUCCUCACGCUCGUCUCCUUGCGCCCCCUCCCGUCUCCUGGUGGGGCUUUUGGCUUGCUCCAACCUGCUUACGGGGGUUUAUGUAGCGGCUCUGUCCAUACUGGAUGCUUCCACCUGGGGCACGUUUGCCGAGUAUGGCGUGUGGUGGGAGACCGGGGCCGGCUGCCAGGCGCUGGGAGUUUUGGCCAUGUUCUCGUCCGAGUGGUCGGUCCUGCUGCUGGCGUUGGCCGCCGUGGAGCGUAGCAUGGCCGUCCGGGCCCUGCUCGGGAAAGCGGGACCCCUGAGGAUGGGCGGAGAGCGAAGGGAGGAGAGGAGGCGUUUCGGGGUGGCCGCCCUGCUGCUGGGGGUGCUGGCCGCGGGCGCCGCCUCUUUGACUCUCACCCACGGCGCCGCAGCAGGAUCCCCUCUCUGCCUGCCUUUCUCCGGAGGCCUGGGCCCAGGGCUGGGAGUCACCGUGGCCCUGAUCCUGCUCAAUAAGUUGGCCUACCUGCUGUCUGCGGUGGUCUACACGAGGCUGUACUGCAGUCUCGGCCGCGCCCAGCUGGCAGAUCCAGAACAGGCCGGGGCCGUCCGCCACGUGGCCUGGCUGAUCUUCACCAACUGCAUCUUCUUCUGCCCCGUGGCGGCGUUCACGUUCGCUCCGCUGCUGGCCGGCGCCGGGAGCGUGGGCGGGCCCGAGAUGGCCAAAUCCGUCAUUCUGAUUUUCUUCCCGCUGUCCGCCUGCCUCAACCCGGUGCUGUACGUGUGCUUCAGCCCCGUCUUCCGACACGACUGGCACCGCCUCCGGGGCGGGAACGGAGGCGGGGCCUGCGGCGCGCGCGGGGGCAAGGCGGUCGCCGUGACGACAGACAUCGGAGGCGCGGCGGCCGCGGCGGGGGCGGGGUCCUCCGGCCAGCUGGGUUAUGACUGCGGGCUGUACACGCAGCUCCACGGGGAGGUCGGGGGCGUGUGCGAGCGCUGCGAGGCAGCCCUCCUCGCCAGGACCUCCUCGUCCUCCGCCUCUUCCUCUUCCUCCGCCUGCAGACACUUAGUGAAGUCACACAGCUGCCCCACGCUGGCGGCAAGCCGACCCCCGGCCGCCCGCUCGGAGGGCUACUGGGCGGACAGCGGGACCCCCUCGGCGCAGUCGGAGUACGCCGACGAGGGGGACUCGUUCGUGUCGGACAGCUCGGAGCAGGUUCAGGCCUGCGGACGCGCGUGUUUCUGCCAGAGCCGUGGUCUGCCCCUCGUCCAGUACUCCUACAACAUCCCCCGCAUCAAAGACUGAGAGUGUGCCAACCGCCCACUCACUCCCUCACCCGCUCACACGGUCUGUAGUGUUACACAGAGAGUGUCUUCCCCCAGGGCAACUAGAGCCCACUUUACAGGGAAAACAAUGAGCAUUAUUGGGACGCGGCCUGAGAGACACAGACACCUAAGCAGUCAGGUAGCACUUUUGUCUAAACAUUGACGUCUGUUUGUGUGCGUGUGUGUGCCAGGAUUUGUACAGACUGAUGCCACCAAUGAAAAAAAAAAAACAAAAAGGGAAUCUGACAAUAACAGCAAAGAUUCUCUGAGCCACAUGUUGUCAGCAAACACGUUUUCUUUUUUUCUUUUUAUUUUCUUUCGUUCUUUCUUUCUUUCUCUUCUGUGUUUGCCUCUUUCUCUUUGUCACUUCAAAUUCUUCACACAAAACUGACUGCCAGCCUUCCCAUUUAACUAGAGACUUCACCACCAGUGCCUGCAGCUGGAUUUGGUA
This is a messenger RNA of Chanos chanos (milkfish), 3964 nucleotides long. It is a transcript of the gene lgr4, whose product is annotated as leucine-rich repeat containing G protein-coupled receptor 4. Gene Ontology annotation, cellular component: plasma membrane. Gene Ontology annotation, molecular function: protein binding; protein-hormone receptor activity; G protein-coupled peptide receptor activity. Lineage: Eukaryota; Metazoa; Chordata; Actinopteri; Gonorynchiformes; Chanidae. The record is from RefSeq and is a predicted model, not a curated record. Gene Ontology annotation, biological process: hormone-mediated signaling pathway; activation of adenylate cyclase activity; adenylate cyclase-activating G protein-coupled receptor signaling pathway.